GAAAAUUCGGGUCAGGUCUGGCGUCUAGGGAAGGCCCGGAAGGGGACGACUUCACUACUCCAGUCCUGUGAAGUAAUGCGAUAACACUUCGCGGCUUGCGCAGACAACUUUAAUACUGUUUUCCAUACGCAAAUUUCACCAACUGGUCCUUCCAAUCUCUGCCACGCUCUACUCUACUGCGUCUUCUAGAUAAAAGUUUGGGUUCGUGUUUAGGACGUGUGGUGGCCUUCCCCUUGUAAACGUUGUGAUCGUCAAGCUUCUACUCUUCCGUGAUCGAUCGUCUUGAGUGAAGCCGAAAGGUCUGAACUUGCCUCGUGAACUUAACAAGGAGAACCAGCAGCCGUCGCUGAAGCUGGAAGCAGGAGCCGUCCGACAGGCUGAAAGUUUCUUUUGAGUGUCGUAAAUGGUGAAACUGCUGUUGGUUUAUUCUGUAACUGAGCUAGGGCUUACUCGUCUACUUGAGUUCUAGUCCAAAAGAUGCCAUGAUCAUAUCCAGAUAAUCUCAAAAGCGAGUUGUUAAUCCGGAGGGUGAUCUUGUCAGCUCUCAGUUCAUCUUCUGUUUGAGGACUUAUUCAUCCAAAGGAAUGAUUCUGUCAGCUCUAUUAACUUCUGUUGGGAUCAAUCUGGGCCUUUGUCUCCUAUUUUUUACUUUAUACUCUAUACUGAGAAAGCAGCCGGGUAAUUAUGCUGUCUAUGCACCGCGCUUGGUUGCUCAACGUAAAUCUGAACAGAGGAGCGACUUCAACUUAGAGAGGUUGAUACCUUCAGCUGGUUGGAUAAGGCAGGCAUGGCAGCCCUCUGAACAAGAACUCUUAAUGGGCUUUGGCCUCGACACAGUGGUCGCUAUGCGCAUUUUUGUCUUUGGUUUGAGAGUGUUUACCUUCGCUGGGAUUGUUGGAAUUGUUAUUCUGCUUCCAAUUAAUUAUUCUGGAAAUCAGUUAAGUGAUGAUGAUUCAGACCUGCCAGAUAUAUCAUUGGACUCAUUCAGUAUAUCAAAUGUCGAAGAUGGGUCGAACUGGUUAUGGGUUCACUUUUGUGCUGCAUAUGCUCUUACCGGAGUUGUCUGCUAUCUUCUGUAUAAUGAAUAUGGUUAUAUUUCGUCAAAGAUAAUUGAUUACUUCUAUGCAAGCAAACCUUUGCCUCAUCAGUUUACAGUUUUAGUUCGUGGCAUUCCUGUGUCGGUGGGUGACAGUGUCAGUGAGAAAGUUGGCAGCUUUUUUUCAGAAUUCUAUCCUACCGUUUACCUUUCACAUUCUGUGGUUCGUCGAACGAGCAAACUCCACAGUCUCAUUAAUGAAGUGAAGCAGCUCCGCAGAAAACUAGCCCGCUUGAAAUUGAAUGGAAAUGCAUCAAACAGGCAUAAGAGAGAAGGAUUUUUGGGAAUAUUUGGACGUCGGGUAAAUGUUAUAGACUAUUAUGAGAAGAAGCUAGAAGAUCUACAAGAGCAAGUGAGAAUGGAGCAGUCCUCUUUGGCUGGGAAGGAAGUUCCAGCUGCUUUUGUUUCGUUUAAGUCACGUCUCGGUGCUGCAACUGUUUUGCACAUCCAACAGAGGAUCAAUCCCACAGUGUGGGUCACUGAACAAGCUCCAGAUCACAAGGACAUUCACUGGGUUUUCUUUUCCACAUCCUUCUUACGGCGAUUUAUUUCGUACGUGUUAGUGGUGGUGGCGUGUAUUGUUAUUACAAUCCUCUUCCUUAUUCCGGUGGCUAUAGUUCAAGGACUUACCAAUCUGGAACAGCUGGAGACAUGGCUUCCUUUCCUGAAAGGGAUAUUGAGACUAGCAUUUAUUAGGCAAGUGAUAACAGGAUAUCUUCCCAGUCUGAUUCUUCAGCUAUUUGUCUCCCUCAUACCACCUGUGAUGAUAAUGCUCUCCACCCACCAAGGAUAUGUAGCCUACAGUCAGAUUGAAAAGAGUGCUUGUAUCAAGGUGCUGUUUUUUACAAUGUGGAACAUAUUCUUUGCAAAUGCACUAUCAGGAUCAGCUCUUUAUCAGAUAGAUGUCAUCCUCGACCCCAAGAAUAUUCCUAGGGUGCUUGCCGAGGCUGUUCCUGGACAGGCAUCCUUCUUCAUAGCAUAUGUUGUGACUUCAGGAUGGACUGGUGUAUCAUCGGAACUCUUCCGAUUGCUUCCACUCAUCUCCAAUUACUGCAGGCGGCUAUUUUGUAAAAAGGAUGAUGAACACGUGGAGGUUCCUUCAACCCCUUACCAUAGUCAAAUCCCCAAAAUUCUCGUCUUUGAGCUUCUUGGUUUGACAUACUUCUUCCUAGCUCCGCUAAUUCUCCCGUUCAUCCUGAUUUUCUACUGCAUGGGAUACAUCGUCUACCGCAAUCAGAUUCUAAAUGUGUAUAUGUCCAAGUAUGAGACCUCCGGGAAGUUUUGGCCUUUAGUGCACAGCUCGACGAUAUUUUCGCUGGUUCUGAUGCAUGUGAUUGCGAUUGGCUUAUUCACGCUGAAGAAGCUUCCCCUGGCAUCUGCUUUAAUUCUCCCUCUUCCAAUUCUCACCCUUCUCUUCAAUGAGUACUGCAAGAGACGCUUCCUCCCCCUGUUUAAAGCUUAUCCUGCUGAGUGUCUGAUAAAGAAAGACAAAGAAAACCAGAAUGAGCCGACAAUGGGGGAGUUCUACGACAAGUUAGCGACUGCAUAUGAGGAUCCAGCUCUGAAGGCGAGAGAAUAUUAUGGGGCCACCGGAACAAACACGUCUCCCCUUCUUCGUGAUACUGGAACCUCAUAAUCAGUAAUUUUCAAUCUAUCUCGUGUGCUGCAAUUCUGCAAGUAAAUAUUAAGGCGAACAGAACCAUUUUCCACCCCUUUGGUCGGCCUUUUUCUGAUAGAGGAGAGUCUUCCUAAGUCGAGUAAAUCCAGGAAACACAGCCCUUGGUGAUGAGCGAAGCAUUAGUGUGUGUGAGAUGCAGUAGCUGCAUUGAUCUCGGGAUCUUGUUGGAUUUUGCGAGCUUCGAUAUCUUUAACCAGUAGAGAGAUGAGAUAUAUGCGGGUGAUCCAAAUGGAUGGAUGAAGAAAUUGAUGUUAAAUGAUCCUUAUAUGUCACUUUCAUGGGAUUGCCAUAAACUUUGAUCAUAACAAGAGUCUGUUUGCUGCCAAAACUCUAUAUGGGUUGGACUAGGACUUGCCUUGUGGAAAUCGUUCUUCUUAGAGUUCCAUUGGCAGAGACAAAAUGCAAACUGAUAAGGGAAUGUCCCCUUUGCUUUGCUUUGCUUUGUCCAAAGUACUUUCAUGGCACUUCUGAUAAUCUAAAUCCAUGUGGAUGGCGUCAUUUUGUAACCUUCA
Messenger RNA from Punica granatum (pomegranate), 3286 nucleotides. NCBI's taxonomy places the organism in Eukaryota, Viridiplantae, Streptophyta, Magnoliopsida, Myrtales, Lythraceae. The record is from RefSeq and is a predicted model, not a curated record.